GUUUACGACAGAUUUGCAGUCGGAGUAUUCUGAAAGUUGGAAAAGAAGGAACAGUGACAGCUGAAAACUUGAGGAAAAAAAACCACAGAGGAAACUUGCAUACUUGGCGAGGUGUGGACUCAGCAUGAACAAAAAUCGUCUCUUAUUUGGAAUUCCAAACGACAGAAAUUGCUUCGUUGCAAUUUUUACAUUACAUCUCAAAGUGGAUAGAGUUCUCAAUUUUUGAAAGACUAGAGAGUUAAGUGUUAACAAUGUCGCAUUCAAUUUCAUCCACCGACGAUGAAUUUGGAGACAUUGUUUUGUUUCCACUUACCUUCAGUGAUGAUGAAGAAGAACAAGAAGAUUUAACCGAAAGUUCAAACGAUGCCUCUGAUGAGAGGGAAUCGGAGAAUGAAGUGGAGGAGAUCAAACCGAAAGCUCAUAUGACAUUGCGACAGAGGCGACUCUCAAAGUCUUACGCCCCUCUCGCCAAUUUGAAAUUGAAAGUAAAACCAGGCCAGUCUCGUGCACAGAACCACUGGAUUAUGGCCAUCAAAAAGGCAAGAGACCUUUCUGAUCCCUGGGCUAGCUUUCAUAUUGAGGACAUUAAAACUGAAUUCUGCAUUAGACAUCGAUACAACCCUCACAAAAAGACGUGGACCAAGGAUGAAGUUCAGGUCAAAAUGAUGCAGAAGCCCUUUAAUAGAGGUGCAAUGAGACAAUGCUUCAGGCUCAAGAAGAUAUCCACAUUUUCCCGCAGCGGCGACUGGAGCCAUGCACAGAAUUACGUUGCUAAGCGAUACAUCGAGAAGGUGGAUCGAGACGUGUACUUCCAAGAUGUCCGUCUGCAGAUGGAUGCCAAAGUGUGGGGGGAGGAGUACAACCGACACAACCCUCCAAAGAAGGUGGACAUUUUCCAGAUGUAUAUUUUGGAGUUCAAGGACAGGCCUGGGGAGCCCCUGUAUCACCUGGAACACUUCAUCGAGGGCGAGUACAUCAAGUACAACUCAAACUCGGGCUUUGUGGACGAAAAUCUAAGAUACACUCCCCAGGCUUUCAGUCACUUCACCUUUGAGAGAUCGGCUCACAACCUGAUUGUUGUGGACAUCCAGGGGGUGGGGGAUCUGUACACUGACCCACAGAUCCACACGGUUGGGUCUUGUGAAUACGGGGACGGAAACCUUGGGGCCAAAGGCAUGGCCCUGUUCUUCCACUCCCACAUCUGUAAUGACAUCUGCAACAGCCUCAAUCUGACCGAGUUUGACUUGUCUCCCAGAGAAAUUGCAACUCAUAAGGACUUCUUAAGAGCCCAGAGAAAGUCCAUCAUGCAGACCAAAGUUCGAGGAGAAAUUGAACAGUGUCUGUCCCUAUCUCCCUCAUCUGAGAAGAUCGACAUCACAAGAUUCCUGGACUACCAGAGGACCUGUUCCACUGGGGUCAGUGAUGGUCACACCCCCACAGACCUGGACAGCCCAAGCAUGGACGACGAGGAACCCAUGUCUGUAGACAGCCCCAGUCCCUCAGGGGUCCCGUACGGGGUCCGCUUUAGGUCACCAAGUGACACUGAUAGCCAGUCAUCCAUGACCAAAGAGGGAUGCAGAAGUAGCAAGGAAAGGUCCCCUAUAUACGAGGAGGAGGAGGAGGCAUUCAACAGGAUGGCUGGAUCACAGAACGCCCGACCCUCCUGUGUGGCCCUCGAGAAAGACUUCCGCAAACUGAUGAACCACAAGAUCGGGGACUCCAUUCUAGGAAAGGUUCACCAUGAAAUGGCAAAGUACCAUGAGGUCGGGCGAUUUGUAUUGGGUGAUUCCAAGGAUGAAAAGUUAAUUGAUUGGGAGUCGGCCAUCUUUCAUGAGGAGCACGCAGCAGAACUUGGGGAGCUGGAGGCCAUGGUGACAAUGGCUAAGCUGUAUCUGGGUCAGGAUAGGGAAGUACUGGUCAACUGUGUGGUAGAGCCAUCUGAUGAGCACACUAAUCGUGGGGUCGAUUUUAUGGUGGAAGCAGCAGAGGCAGGGGACCGAGGAGCCAUGGUCUACAUGGGCCGCGCUUUUGAGACAGGCGUUGGGCUUGGUACCCUAAGGUCAGUUUCCUGGGAGGAUUCUGUUUACUGGUAUGAGCAGGCAGUGAAGACACAAGACCAUGAUGAAGGAGGGCAGUUUGACUGCACCAUCAACGACCCCUCCUACACGCUGAUGGCCAAACAGGCAGAGAUGUACAGACAGGGGGGACACGGUCUAGAUAAGGACCCCCAGAGAGCAGGAGAUUUAUAUAAUGAGGCAGCAGAGGCUGCUAUGGAAGCCAUGAAGGGGCGUCUUGCCAACAAGUACUUCGCCUUGGCUGAAGAGGCAUAUGGCGAAAUGGAGGAAGAAGAGGUAGAGACCACUGGAUAGUGGAACUGUGAAGAGGGGGCCCCACAAGGGGCAAUGAUGCUACAAUAUAUACUUAUGAAGAGGGGGCCCCAAAAAGGGGGAUCAAGUUCUGGAGAGAAAUAAACUCGGCGAUGCUGGAAUAUGUACAUGUGCAUGUAUAUAUAGGUUGUAGACAGAUUUGUAUUGACACCUUAAAAAGGAUCUCAUUUACUAAUGAAAAAAAAACCAUUGAUGCAACUUGCUGUUUUAUUAUGUCUAUUAGUUUAUAUUCCUGAAAUUGUGAUUCCUCACUGUAUAUCUGCAAUGCUGCUUUGAAAGAAAUUAUGCAUAGCAAAAAGUGAAAAGAAACCAACCCAAUGUUGUAAGUUAAUGCUUAGGAGUGGAAAUUCACCCUAGUGUUGAGAUUAUUGCUAUAAUGCUCUCUAUGUUACCAGGUAUAAUAAUCUGCUCUUAGUUUACUCUUUCAUGUUUGCAUAUAAAUUUGAAUGUUUUUUAUAGCAAAACCCUUAACAAGCAAAGUUAUUCUUAUGGUUUAUUACCAUAUUGAUUUUUUCUAUACAAUUUGAUAUGUGUAUUAUUGUGUUGAGUUUAUGUACAUUAUGUCUUUAAUGUUGGUGUUUGCCUGUAAAAAAAAAAAUUACCUCUUGUGCUCCAUUGAAAAUUUUUUUCAAGUCUUAUAUAGGCCUAUGUGUGAAAAAAAUGUUAAAGCUGACAAAAACCAGAAUACAAUAUUUUUAAACUCAUAUUUAUGCAAAUUUUCAAUAUGUAGUAACCCAAGAAAUGUAGUUUUCAUAAAGAUGUGGCUUCAUUGGAUAAGUGGAUGUUGAAAUAAGAGCAAGACUUCAAAAGUCACAUACUGUAGAUACAAAUACCUCUAUACAUGCUACCAACUUGUUGGAAUUGUUAAAGGUUGGUUGCAAGGUUUUUUUUUCAAAUUAAGUUACAAUGUCUGAUCACUGUUCUUUGGAUGUUGUUUGAGAAAGAUGUCAUAAUUAUGCUGAAUAUUUUUUAUGGAAAAUACAGAUAUUCAUAAAAACCUUUUUAAU
Messenger RNA from Magallana angulata, 3394 nucleotides. Its product is annotated as eukaryotic elongation factor 2 kinase-like. The transcript is spliced from 13 exons. Lineage: Eukaryota; Metazoa; Mollusca; Bivalvia; Ostreida; Ostreidae. Gene Ontology annotation, molecular function: ATP binding; elongation factor-2 kinase activity; calmodulin binding. The record is from RefSeq and is a predicted model, not a curated record. Gene Ontology annotation, biological process: protein phosphorylation. The coding region runs from base 252 to 2369 and encodes 705 amino acids.